This is a messenger RNA of Chara braunii, 6233 nucleotides long. The record is from the annotation of a GenBank genome assembly. NCBI's taxonomy places the organism in Eukaryota, Viridiplantae, Streptophyta, Charophyceae, Charales, Characeae.
GCUUGGAUGAGUCAUCAAUGAAUGACCAAAUGAAAACACUGAAGAAUAAUAUGUUGUCGUUGCAUGCACACAUGGACAGCAGAUUAGACUUCAUGCAGAGCACUCUAAACCAGAUCCUGGAUGUAUUGACAAGGCCAGGAUUCAGGCCACCAGCAUAAUCGUCGUUGCCGUUAUCGGCGAUGUCAGACCCUUUUCCAGUUCAAGCUGGUACACAACCAAGUGGUACGUCUGCAGCACUUGCACAGACUGUUGCAUCUUCUUCUUCGGGUCCAGCGGUGGGAGCUACACCACCGCAACAACCUGUUCCUCAACAGGGACAGCCCCCAGGUCAAUGGUACCCUAAGACCCCAAUGAAACCGCCUCUUGCCUUCUCCGGCGAGAGAAAGGACGAAGAGCUCAACACUUGGUUGAGGACAGUCCCGGUUUGGGUGAAGGCCAAGAGGACCUUGCUGGAGGACGAAGUGGUUACCACUGCAUCUUACCUCGAGGGUAAGGCAGCCAAAUGGCUAGAUGGUGUAGUUGUAAAAGCCGGGUACGGGCGACGCAUGGCGGACUGGGCUAAGUCUUUAACGUUAGACCAGUUCAUGGAGAUGGUAGAAGCUCGAUGGCAUAAUCCACAGGAGGCACAAAGAGCCACUGAUGCGAUUAACAAGUUAGACCAACGAAAGUUCAAGUCGGUUAGAGAGCUUACGACUACCGUUGAGAGCCUGAUCCUCGUUGCAGGCAUCAACUACAGUGAUCAGUUCCUGUUAACUACGUUCGUUAGAUGUCUUCCAGAGAACAUCAGGAACUUGUUGGCCAGUGAGGCACGCGUUGAGUACCAUUCGUUUGAGACAUUGUCUAGGAAAGCCUUAGAUUUGGAGGCCACUCUAGGCAAUGCUCAACCCUCCCAGAAUGACACGAAGAAGAAGAAGAGUCCUCAUGAGUGGAAGAAGAAGGGGGCAAAGUUGAUGAUGGUUGAGUCCGAUGGGACUCAAACGGAAAUCGAUGAGCUCACUGACCUGAUGGACUACUCAGAGUACGACGGCGAGGAGACCGCUGAGGGUAGCACCCUUGCCGCAGUUGUAAAGGCUAAGGCAGGUGGCCGAGGGAAGGGCCAACCAAGGAGUCAAGGGAAGGCCGCCUCCAAUCAGACCAAGCAGGCUGAUUGGGUGAAGGCAGGUCUUGAUCAAGACGUGUGGCAUAAGUUUGUCGUGGUAUACCUUGAUGACAUUUUGAUCUUUAGUAAGUCUGCCGAGGAGCACGCACAGCACGUUGAGACUGUAAUUUCACUCCUGCAACAACACAAGUAUAAGGUCAACUUAGAGAAGUGUGAGUUUGGUCGCACUAAGAUACUAUACUUGGGUCAUGAAGUAUCCGCGGAGGGGAUUAGGCCGGAAGAUGCGAAGGUGGCUAGUAUUCGAGACUGGYCACGACCUYARACRGUCASUGAGGUCAKAUCAUUCUUAGGAAUGUGCGGCUACUAUAGGAACUUCGUUAAGAACUAUUCUACAGUCGCCUCUCCUUUGACUGAUCUAACUCGACUUGACACGCCGUGGGACUGGAGUGAUGAGUGCGAGGGUGCUUUCAAGAGAUUGAAGCAUGCACUCAUGAAUCAUGAGGUCCUCAUGGUUCCUGAUCCUCAGAAGCCAUUCAUAGUGACCACUGACGCAAGCCAAUAUGGCAUUGGCGCAGUUUUGGCUCAACAGGAUGGAAAAAAGUUGAGACCGAUUGAGUACAUGAGCAAGAAGAUGUCAUCGAAGAAGUUGGCAAAGUCCACCUACGAAAGGGAACUUUAUGCUCUAUACAAAGCACUUGUCCAUUGGAGACACUUCCUAUUGGGAAGGUUCUUCUACUUGAGGACUGAUCAUCAGACCCUCAAAUGGAUCAAGACUCAACCGGCUCUUUCUGACGCACUCAAGCGAUCGAUUGAGGUCAUAGACCAAUAUGACUUCAAGCUUGAGUAUCUGAAGGGAGAGUAUAACAAGGUUGCUGAUGCGCUAUCACGUAGAGUAGACUACCUAGGUGCGCUAGUUUCUGACUUUGGCAUAUAUGAAGAAGUAACUCAAUCAUUGGUGGGAGCCUAUCAGGAAGACCCUGUCACGAUGGACAUCAUGCGCAAACUUCAGGCAAAAGACAAGGCCACGGAAAGUGAGUUUGUGAUGGUGGACGGGUUACUCUACCUUGAUAAGGCCGGAAUAAAAAGAUUAGUAGUUCCAUCUAGUGAGCGAUUGCGCAGUUUGUUUUUAGGCGAAUGUCAUGACGCAACUGGGCACUUUGGCUACAAGAAGACGAGUGGUAACCUAGUACAACGAUUUUGGUGGCCAGGAAUGUUAGAUGACGCAAAGAAGUACGUAGAGACCUGUCAGGUCUGUCAGCGGGACAAGCCGCGAACUCAAGCACCGCUUGGGUUGUUGAAGCCUUUGCCUAUUCCUACUGGUCCAGGACAGAGUGUUUCCAUGGAUUUCAUGGACACCCUGGUGACUAGUAAGAGUGGCAAGAGGCACAUCUUCGUCAUCAUCGACCGAUUCACCAAGUACGCUAGACUAGUGGCUAUGCCAGAGACCGUAAGAACUGACUAUGUCAUCAAGUUGUUCAAAGACAACUGGCACGCCAUGAAGAGGAUAUUCCAUGACUACUUAGAUAAGUCUGUUGUCAUGUACCUCGACAAUAUUCUUAUCUUUAGUAAGAUUGUUGAGGAGCACACGCAACAUGUUCACCUUGUGCUUGGACUUCUGCAACAACACGAGUAUAAGAUCAACUUAGAGAAACACGAGUUCGGUCGCACCAAAAUCUUAUACUUGGGUCAUGAGAUAUCCGCAGAUGGUGUUAGGUUGGAAGAUGCGAAGGUGGCUAGCAUUCGGGAUUGGGAACGACCUCAGUAUGUGGAGGUCACGUCCUUCUUGGGGAUGACGGGCUACUACUGCAAUUUCGUAAAGAAUUAUAGUACGCGGCAUGAAGCUGCCAGCAUUGAAAGACUCAAGUUCUGGCACUUUGAACCGGCCAACGACGACGACGCGACACUGGAAGAGCAGCAUAAGGAGUUCUUCUCCAAACUCGUGACACGGUUGUUGUACACGUGCAACUACCAACAAUCCGAGUUAGAGAAACAGAACCAGGAACUGCAGCAACAGUACCAGGAUCUGAAGACACAGCACCAGGAAUUGGUGAACCUCUGCCGGAUGGUGCAGAGCCACGAGGAUGCUACACGGGCACUCAACUCCCGUGUACUGGACCUGGAGCAAGUUGUACCAGGACUAGAUGCUGGUGAGUCCAGCAGUGCACCCUCUAACCGCCAACUGGAGCAACGCGUCGACCACGUCGUGGCAAUGCUCAGCGACAUCAACACCUUCGUUGCGCCGACCACCAUCAACAAUCAGCUGGAUACUUUGAAGACCGAGGUCCAACAACUGCAGUCGCCGAACACGGAUGGCGACAAUCCAAAGCAAUACAAGAUGCCAACCUUUCAAUUGGAGAAGUUCGACGACUGCACACAUCAGGACCCGGUGCUCUGGUGGGAAGCUUUCACGACGCAACUUCGGAUUCUGCCUAUCGCCAAGCACGCGUACAUCGGCGCCCUAUUCAUGAACUCAAAGGGCGGAUGCCAGAUCUGGUUAACCCACCUGGCAGCCACCCACGGCGUCGACGUCGCAGAUCUGAAGGACAAGAUCACAUGGGAAGAGUUAACACGGCUGUGGAAGAAGCGGUUCAUCGUCGACGACGCACCAGCACUAGCCAUCAACCGUCUCUUCACCAUGACUCAAGGCAACACAGCAACACGUGGCUGGCUCACGGAAUGGCAGAAGAUCGCGGCAACGCCCGAUCUUGACUUACCAUUUCUGCAUCUGCGCCAUUCGGCCGCCUUGCUAACGGCCUCCUACACAUCUGGGGAGGAUGCGAAUGUCGUUAGUUCUCGGUAUGCUUACGAGGACUAUGCUGUCCACUUGGUCCCGCCGCUGGACCAACUGCUCCACGUGCAACAAUCUACCACAAGCACGGUUUCAUCAGCAUCGGCAACCGAUUCGGCAGCUUUGCCGCCAUCUACCGUCGGGGAUUCAACGUCAUGGUCACGACUUGAAGAGCUCGACCCGUUGACUUUUGCGGACUUCCAAUGGAUGCCCCUUCCCCGGUCCGGUCGAUUGUCGAAAUCGCAUUGCAACGUGCUCAAGGCACAAUUGCGGGAUUACUUGCACACUGCAGUACCGACUCCGUUGAUGGACGUCGGAGUAGAGGUUGUCGACCUUCACGCCUACAUUGCGAASAUCGACCAUGAGUUCAAGACGCAACGCAUGCGAGCUUCCAUCAUCAGAGACGACAUCGAGGAGAUGGGGGGGUGUUUUCUCCACGCCCUCCCGCCCCAUGACGCUUCAUCAACGGACUCAUCUUCGGAUCCACGCAUCACCGAGCUUCUCGACGCCUACAGCGACGUGUUCGAUGACCCGCACGGAGUAGUACCGGAUCGGCCCAUCCACCGCGAAAUCAUCCUCGAGGACGGGGCCGUACCUCCGCGCGGUUGCAUCUACCGAAUGAGCGAGGAAGAGUUAAGUGUGCUUCGGGCACAACUCGACGACCUUCUGGAGAAAGGCUGGAUUCGCCUGAGCUCAUCGCCAUACGGUGCUCCUGUUCUCUUUGUCCGGAAGAAGGACAAGGAUUUGCGGUUGUGCAUCGAUUAUCGCAAGCUCAACGUGCAGACGAUCAGAAACGCCGGCCCUCUCCCACGCAUCGACGAUCUUCUCGAGCGACUGGGCGGCGACAAGUUCUUCUCCAAGCUCGAUCUCAAGUCGGGAUAUCACCAACUCGAGAUUCGGCAGGAGGAUCGCUACAAGACCGCGUUUAAGACGCGAUAUGGGCAUUUCAAAUGGCUGGUUAUGCCAUUUGGCCUUACGAAUGCCCCGGCCACUUUUCAAGCGGCUAUGACUACGGAGUUCCGACACAUGCUGGAUCGAUACGUACUUAUCUACCUCGACGACAUCCUGGUGUACAGCCGGAGUUUGGAGGAGCAUGUGGAACACAUGCGCACCGUUUUGGAGUGGCUACGACAAGCCAAGUACAAAGCCAACCGCGACAAGUGUAAAUUCGCGCGGCAGGAGCUGGAGUACUUGGGACAUUAUGUGACGCCGCAAGGCAUCCGUCCGCUUGCGGACAAGAUCGAGGCCCUACGAGUAUGGCCCAAGACCACCAACACCACGAACGUUCGAUUGGCGGGCUACUAUCAGCGAUUCGUCACCGGAUACUCGAGGAUUGUUGCACCUCUGACGAGAUUACAAUCGCCAAAGGUGCCAUUCGUAUUCGAUGACGACGCACGCUGGUCAUUCCAAGCACUUAAGACGGCUAUGCUCAUGGCACCCGUCCUUAGCAUCUAUGACCCCACCCUGCCGACGAGAUGUAACAACUACGUGAAGGACUUCAUGACCAUCGCCGACCUUCCGCCGGGAACGUUGAAUGGAAGGAAGUUGGUCAUAAAUCCGGAUGCCAUGCCCGCGGACGAACAUGCGAGGCGUUACAACCGUCCGACGGGGCUACAGGAGGUCUGUGUUCUCAUGGCGGAUGACCUUCUUCCUCGUGAGCUUGAGAUUCGUUUGCGUGCUCCUCUUCCGGGUGAGCAGGCAACAGUUGUCAUUCCGAAGUGUUCCCGAGUGAACGACUGUUUGAGGCAUUACGAGAACAGGACUGUGUCAUCGGUUAUAAAUGAAGAGUUGUCGUAUGAUCCGAUUGAAAUGCGAAGUAGAUUCGAGUCUAAUUUUCGCCGUCUUUGGCCGCGCCAACGAGUGCUCAUGCAAAGAGUUGUUCGGGACGUGGGAGAGAAACAACCGCUUUAUGCUUUUGUAGAUGCGCCGGCGGGAACAGGAAAGACUUUUUGCAUAAAAACGAUUUUGGCGGGGAUCAGGUCGCGUAAUGGUAUUGGACUCGCUGUGGCGUCUAGUGAGAUAGCCGCGACUCUUUUUACCGGUGGUCGAAAAUUUCACUCGCGGAUUCGAGCACCUUUGAAACCUGAUAACAAGCGUCCCUUCAAUAUUCCGAAACAGGGUGAUCUUGCCGAACUUAUCCGACAUGCGGACUUGAUCGUUUGGGAUGAGGCUCCGAUGAGUAACAAGUUCCACUUGGAAGCUCUUGACAUUACGCUUCGAGAUCUCUGUAACAGUAACCUCCCGUUUGGAGGAAAGGUUUUGCUUCUUUCUGGGGACUUUCGGUAGGUUUCGCCCGUUGUGAAGCAUGGGUAUCGAGCGCAGCAAAUUGAUGCCUCUAUCAAAAUG